Molecule: messenger RNA, 2226 nt
Organism: Anopheles coustani
Lineage: Eukaryota; Metazoa; Arthropoda; Insecta; Diptera; Culicidae
Gene: Cad96Cb
Product: cadherin EGF LAG seven-pass G-type receptor 1
Exons: 6
Coding region: 1-2193 (730 amino acids)
Biological process (GO): homophilic cell-cell adhesion
Cellular component (GO): plasma membrane
Molecular function (GO): calcium ion binding
Source: RefSeq, a predicted model, not a curated record
AUGGUGCUAAAGUUCACACUAUCAGUAUUGCAUUGUUGUUUGCUUUUCAUACAUGUCUACGGUCAGUUGCUCGACAAUCGAUGCUACUUGGACGGCGGUGGCUCAGCGGUAAACUUCUUUGCCAACGAGGACAUUGCCGUCGGCUCGGUCGUUGGUAGUUUGCGAGUGCUGGGCGACCCGGGCAAGGACAUUGUGUUGACGUUGCGUGAAAAGGACUCGCCAGUGUAUAUUGCGCCCGGGACGAAGGAUCUGAUCGUUGCCAAACCGCUGGACAAGGAAGGUCUCAUCGGUCCGUCAGCCGUAUUUGUGAAUGUGAUCUGUGAGAGAAAAUUUUCCGAUGAUGCGGGGAUUAUCAUACCGGUCAACAUACGAGUUACGGAUGUUAACGAUAAUGCUCCGAUUUGGAUCGGUGCUCCGUAUAAGCUGAACCUUUCGGAGGUAACGGUUAUCGGGACGAGAAUACUACAAGGGAUUCGAGCGCACGAUCUCGACCAACCGGGCCCAUACUCGACGGUAGAGUACCAAACCUUGCCCGGGCCGUACUCCGAAUAUGUGGCCUUCGUAACACCGCUCGAAGGAACGCUCGUGCUGAAGAAAUAUAUCGACUACGAGACGGUGCAAAACUUCACCGUAAAGAUCCGCGCCCAGGAUCAGGGCAAACCGCCGAAGUAUUCCGACACGUACGUCACGAUCCGGGUGCUGGACUCGGACGAUCAAAAUCCAAAGUUUGCACGCGAUGUCUAUUACGGGCAGCUUCCGGACGAAAAGGGCGACAUUGCCGUUACACCCGAGCGAAUCCGGGCCGAGGAUCAGGAUCGGGGCAUUCGGGCAGACAUACGCUACUCGAUCGUAUCCUCGAACGGCUCGGAGGAUGACGGCGGGUUUGAAAUCCAUCCGAUCAGCGGAACCAUUCGGAUGACGCGUACCUUGGCAUCGGGGCAGGUGCCCCAUUCGCGUACGAUCGUAGUAAAAGCGACACAGGUGGACAACCCCGACCGUUACGCGCUGACCACGGUUGUUCUUUCGCCUCCGAAAGUAGCCGGAACUUCAUUAAGCGACAUCAGUGUUCAACAGCAGCAACAACAGCAACUGCCGGGCAAGAUCGAAGGGGCAGCAUUCGUCCGGGGAACGUUCUACGCUACGGUGCGGGAAGAUGCGAACCCUGGCGCGAAGAUCGCGCAGCUCCCAGGUGGCGGUGACGGUCGGCUGCGGUACACCAUCGUUGGACCCUCGGUAGCGCAGGAACAGUUUCGUGUGGGACCGGGCGGAGAGAUCGUCCUAGCGAAACCGCUAACCUACAGACGGACACCACAGUACGGUUUUACGGUUGACUCAAUCGAUGCGCCCGGAGGACGUAAUCACACCACGAACGUGGUAAUCGAUGUGCUGCCGGCAAACAUGUGGGAACCACGCUUCCGGAAACCUUUCUACUCCUUCGUAAUCGAGAGUCCACAGCACGCACAGCAACAACUGCCCCAGCUAGUAGGUCGGAUCGAGGCGGCCGACGGUGAUCGUACCGAUGAGCUGUCGUUCGUGCUGAAGGGUAACUACAGCAAUCUCUUUCGGGUGGAUCCGUACGGAAAUCUGUGGUUGGUUUCAAACCGAACUGACCUUCCGCUAGCGAUGCGCUUGCUGGCCACUGUCACCGACUCCGGUACGCCUCAGAAAUCUGCGACCGUUCCGGUGGUCGUGAAGUUGCGCCCGGAAACCGCUUCCCUUACGUCGAACCUUCUGAUAGUGAACAUUGUCGUUGCCUGUCUACUAGGAGUGUUGCUGGUCGGAGGAUUGGUACGCUGUGUGUACCGCCGCCGGAAGCGAAAGGUGUCGUCGGCCGAGCAAAUCGUGGGCCAUGCGUCGGGUGUUCCGCCCCUGAAGAACCAAGCCAGCUCGAAUCGAUUCCUGUUGCAACGAGCAGAGCAACGGAUGCUGGAACGACCGACCCUCAGUAGCGGUGGCCGGCUAACGGAUUGCGCCGCAUCUUCUACGCUGGGUAGCGACAAUCAGGACUUUAUGGACAACGAACGGGAAACCGCGAGACGCACACAUACCCAAAACACCCGUGCAUUGGAACAGGAGGAACUCGCGGGACAGAACCUCAAUCACUUGCUUCUGCAUUGGCAAGAAAAGUAUGAAGAAAAGAACAAUUGCACUGAAGAUAUGUCAGUGGACGAUAAGUUGAUCGUAUACUUUUAAGCAAACCCAACCCAGCGGCAUACUACAAACUGA